Messenger RNA from Carassius gibelio (silver crucian carp), 1565 nucleotides. Its product is annotated as transmembrane channel-like protein 7. The coding region runs from base 147 to 1565 and encodes 472 amino acids. Gene Ontology annotation, molecular function: mechanosensitive monoatomic ion channel activity. The transcript has 12 exons. Gene Ontology annotation, cellular component: plasma membrane. NCBI's taxonomy places the organism in Eukaryota, Metazoa, Chordata, Actinopteri, Cypriniformes, Cyprinidae. The record is from RefSeq and is a predicted model, not a curated record.
CACUGUUUCGCUCGGUCUGCGCAGCGCCGCCUCCAGUCGAACACACACACACACACACACACACACACACACACACCCCAGUAACGCGACAGACUCGUUAUUAACACACAAGCGGUCGUCGCGGGACACUUUGAUCCGGAUCACGGAUGGACGCCCCUGAUGCGGUGUUCGUCCCGGACCGACGGGCUCCUUCCAGUCACCUCCUGCUGGAGCAGCUGCCCAGCUAUCAGUCUCUGUUGUACCGGAGGAAGACCAGCUCCAGCAGCAGGAGGCGGGGCAGUGGGCGGGGCAGACAGCCAUCAAUCAACAGUGGGAAAUGGGCGGAGCAGAAACCUGUCCACAGCGGGGAGGAGCUCAAACCUGUGAGGGAGCUUCCCAAGAGCAUGCAGGAGAAGCAGCACGAGAAGCAGCAGCGUCUCCAGCAGGGCGGCGCUCUCACCGGCUGGGGUUUGUGGAGACUCAAUGUCCAUCGAUCUCUGAAGCGUCUCAAGGAGGACGGGAUGGAUGUCCUCUCGUCUCUGCAGCUCUGGAGGGCAGAUAUUCAUCUCAUCGAGGGAAUGUUUGGGACGGGAAUCCUGUCGUAUUUUUCAUUCCUGCGCUUCCUGGUGCUUCUGAAUUUCAUCAUGUUUCUGCUGAUGUUUGUGUUUGUGAUGCUGCCAGUGAUUAUCACAUCACACAGCACACACAACAUCACCUACAGCAGCAGCAACGGGAGCGAGUGCAGUGUGUAUCUGGGUUCUUCUCGACAGGGUCUCGUCGUGUUUCAUGAGCACAUCACAGACCUGCUGUCUGGAACGGGCUUCCUGGAGCACACGUACCUCUUCUAUGGUUACUAUAAGCUGGAGUUCAUUCAUUCCCACUUCACCUACAACCUGCCGCUGGCGUAUCUGCUGGCCACCAUCACAUACCUGCUGCUGAGCCUGGUGUGGAUCGUCAAGAGGUCUGCGGCUGGUUUCAAGCGCAAGCUCAUACAAGACGAGGACCGCUUCCAGAGCUUCUGCAAUAAGGUGUUUGCCGGCUGGGACUUCUGCAUCACUAACGAGAAUGCUGCGCGUCUCAAGCGGAGCAGCUUGCUGUACGAGCUCAAGAUGGAUCUAGAGGAGGAGCGAAUCAAGCGCAAGAUGGCGAAUCGCACGCGCGGCGAGAAGUGUCGCAUCUACGCUCUCAGAGCCGCUCUCAAUCUCUUCGUCAUGGCCGUUCUGGUCGCCUGCUUCUACUGCAUCUAUGUGGCCACGGUCUUCUCACAGCGGAAGCAGGCCGAGGAUCAGAAGAGUAACUUCCUGCUGGAGCUGGUCGUGGAGUAUCUGCCCUCCAUUGUCAUCACACUGGCUAACUUCAUCACGCCGCUGAUCUUCAACCUCAUCAUCAGCUUCGAGGACUAUUCGCCUGCGUUUGAGAUCCGCUUCACAUUAAUGAGGUGUGUGUUCAUGCGUUUGGCCAGUAUCGGUGUGCUGCUCUUCUCUCUGUGGGUCCAGAUCACAUCCUGUGCAGCUACAGACUGUCCCUGCGGCUACAACCAUCAGCUCUACCCCUGCUGGGAGACUCAUGUUGGGCAGGAGAUGUGA